UCCCACAGUUUCUUUUUUUAAUUUUUUGAUAGACCCCACUACUUCCAUACCAUCCAAUGUAAAACCUCAUUCACUACUUAAGUUGAGCAAACAACUUCACUAACAUCAUAUCAGACUUAAAAGGCAUCACUCAUCGUCAGAGAUUCUCCUAGAUUGAUAUCAAUCUCUUUAAAUGGAGACCUCAGCACAAGGCCCACAAUAGCAAAUUCUCUCAAAAACCUUUACCAACAACACCCUCACCACUCCCUCAAGUCCCAACAACAACAGCAAGAAGUUUGAGGCCAAACAAGAAGAGCAACAAGAUUCAUUAUCACUGGCAGUCAUGAUGAACAAUUCGAACCAACAGCAUAUUGAAGACCACAAAUCCAAGACAAACAAGAACUAUCUUCUCCUUUUGGUGGUGAACUAUGUGUGCCUUUUUUUGGGUUCAACCUCUUCAACUUUGCUCUCAAAGUUCUAUUUCAAUCACAAAGGCUCAAGCAGGUGGGUGUCUACAUGGGUUCAAACUGGUGGCUUUCCUCUCCUUAUCAUUCCCAUUUACCUCCCUUAUUUCCUUAAAUGCACAGAGAGAAAACCCUUUACUCACUUCACUAAAAGGCUCUUAAUCUUAUCAGUUUUCGUUGGCAUCAUGUUAGGCAUAAACAACCUUCUUUACUCAUGGGGAAAUUCCUAUUUGCCAGUAUCAACCUCAUCACUCUUAUUGUCUUCUCAGUUGGUUUUCAAUCUCAUACUCUCAGUUUUGAUUGUCAAGCAAAAAGUCACAUUCUCAAACCUCAAUUGUGUGAUUCUCUUAACCCUGAGUUCUGUGCUCUUAGCCUUGUCUUCUAGCAAUGACAAACCAACCGAUAUAUCUCGUGCCAAAUAUUUCAUAGGCUUUUUUUGUACAAUAGGUGCUGGAUUGUUAUUUGCUCUCUAUCUUCCUGUCAUGGAGAAGAUUUACAAGAAGGUUUAUUGCUACCAAAUGGUGAUGGAAAUGCAACUACUGAUGCAAGUGGUAGCCACAGCAUUGGCUUGUAUAGGGAUGGCAUUUGAUGGUGGAUUUUCAGAAAUGAUGAAAGAAAGCCAAGAAUUGUUUGAUAAGGGACCUACUUGGUACUGGGUCACAGUCUUUUCCAAUGUAAUCACUUGGCAACUAUGCUUUAUGGGCACAGCAGGAAUGGUGUUCUUGACCUCUUCUUUAACAGGAGGGAUUUGCAUGACAGCCUUGAUGGCCAUCAACGUUUUGGGAGGGGUAUUGGUAUAUAAGGAUGAGUUUGGUGGUGUGAAAGUGGUGUCCACUGCACUUUGUUGUUGGGGGUUUUGUUCCUAUGUGUAUGGUUUGUACGUUAAGAUGAAGGAAGAAGGAAAGGAAAACAAAGAGGUGGAGAAAAGUAAUCAUCAUGUAAGAGAGAUGGUUCAUAUGGUCAAUGAUAUUCCUUGAUAAUGAUAAUAAUGUAGAAUGAAAAUCAUCUUGUGGUAAAUGAGAGCUUUGAUAAUAAUAUAUUGUAGAAUGAAAAUCCUAUGUUUUACUCUUAGUG
Messenger RNA from Quercus robur (English oak), 1517 nucleotides. RefSeq names its product probable purine permease 4. Bases 323 to 1420 code for a protein of 365 amino acids. The record is from RefSeq and is a predicted model, not a curated record. Gene Ontology annotation, molecular function: purine nucleoside transmembrane transporter activity. The transcript has a single exon. NCBI's taxonomy places the organism in Eukaryota, Viridiplantae, Streptophyta, Magnoliopsida, Fagales, Fagaceae. Gene Ontology annotation, cellular component: membrane.